Molecule: messenger RNA, 2748 nt
Organism: Lathyrus oleraceus (garden pea)
Lineage: Eukaryota; Viridiplantae; Streptophyta; Magnoliopsida; Fabales; Fabaceae
Product: pollen-specific leucine-rich repeat extensin-like protein 1
Exons: 1
Coding region: 123-2747 (874 amino acids)
Source: RefSeq, a predicted model, not a curated record
CCUCUCGUAAAUGGCUUAAAACACAAGUUUUCUUUCUUUCUCUCAAGAUAAUUAUAACCCUUUCUAAUUUACUUACCUCUUUAUAAGCAACCUUGGAGGUAUACUGGUGGCAUUGUCACAAAAUGCAAGCCUCCGGCUGCUUUCUCUUGCUCUUGUUCCUUCUCUUUUCUUCGACAUCUUUUCUCUCGCACGCAAUCUCCAAUGAAGAAGCAGCUAAUAUCGCUCGUCGUCAAUUGUUACACCUAGAAGAAAACGACGACUUACCUGAAAAUUACGCGGAAACUGUUAAAACAGAAUUCACGUUUCCUAAUCCCAAUCUUAAACGCGCUUAUGUAGGGCUUCAAGCAUGGAAAAAAGCUAUGUAUUCUGAUCCAACAGGCGUUACCAAGAAUUGGGUAGGGCCAGAUGUUUGUUCUUACGAGGGAGUUUUCUGUGCACCUUCUCUUAAUGAUCCGAAAAUUGAAGUUGUAGCUGGGAUUGAUCUUAAUCAUGCAGACAUUGCAGGUUACAUUCCUCCUGAGAUUGGGUUGUUAACAGAUCUUGCUCUCUUUCACAUUAACACAAACAGGUUCUGUGGGAUUAUUCCGAAAAGUUUUUGCAAGUUAACACUUUUGCAUGAGGCGGAUAUUAGUAACAACCGUUUUGUUGGAGAAUUUCCUGAACCUCUUAUUUGCAUUCCGGAUAUCAAAUUUAUGGAUAUUCGGUUCAAUAAUUUCGAAGGAGAACUUCCGGCAGAGCUUUUUAAUAAAAAGCUCGACGCGAUAUUCUUAAACGACAAUAGAUUUACACAUACGAUUCCAGAGAAUCUGGGAAAUAGUCCGGCAUCUGUUAUUGUUUUUGCCAAUAACAAUAUCACCGGUUGUAUUCCUUCCAGCAUCGGUGAGAUGAAAACUACUUUGGAUGAGUUUGUUGGAACCAAUAACAAUUUAACUGGAUGUAUACCUUCUGAAGUUGGAAAGCUUGAAACAGCAACCAUUUUUGACGUGUGUGAAAAUAUGUUGGUUGGUGUGUUGCCGAGGACAUUGAAGGGGAUGGUGAAAGUGGAAAUGUUGGCGAUCGCGGAUAAUAAACUAACAGGUUUUGUUCCGAAAAGCGUGUGUAGUUUGCCUAAUUUGGUAAACUUUACAUUCUCUUAUAAUUAUUUUAAUGGUGAAGAAGAAGGUUGUGUGCCUCCAAGAAAUGAAGUUGUGUUGGAGGAUAAGGAUAAUUGUAUGCCGGAUAGACCUAAACAGAAGGCAGCAAAUGAUUGUAAUGUGGUUAUAAGUAAGCCUGUUGAUUGUAGCAAGGCACAAUGUGGUCAUGGUCAUGGUAGUGGUCAUGGUAAUGGUCAGGGUAAUGGUCAUGGUAAUGGUCAUGGUAAUGGAAAUGAUCAAAAACAAACACCAAGUGAGAACCCAUCACCUUCCGUGCCAAAGCCAGAGCCACAACCUACACCAUCUCCUACAAAGCCACAACCUACACCUUCACCUUCUACACCUUCACACUCACCUUCUACACCUUCACAUUCACCUUCUACAUCAACAGAGACUCCAACACCAAUUCCACAACCCAAACAAACUCCUUCACCCAGUCCACCAUCGCCUGACAAGCCCGAACCUAAACCAACCCCGACUCCGUCAAGUGAUAAGCCAGAUCCCAAACCAACCCCGACUCCAUCAAGUGAUAAGCCUGAUAAGCCAGAUCCCAAACCAACCCCGACUCCGUCAAGUGAUAAGCCGUCAAGUGAUAAGCCAGAUAAGUCAGAUCCCAAACCAACCCCGACUCCGUCAAGUGAUAAGCCAGAUCCCAAACCAACCCCUACCCCAUCUAAAGACAAGCCGGAACCAGAACCCAAACCAGAACCCACACCAACCCCUUCUACACCCAAGCCAGACCCAGAUGAAGACGAUCCUCACAAUGAAGCACCUAAAACAAGAGGAAGAUCUCCACCACCGGUUCAAUCUCCACCACCUCCCAUUCAUUCACCUCCUCCACCGGUUCAUUCACCACCACCUCCCGUCCAUUCACCUCCUCCACCAGUUCACUCUCCACCACCUCCAGUUCAUUCACCACCACCUCCCGUCAAUUCACCUCCUCCACCAGUACAUUCUCCUCCUCCACCAGUUCACUCUCCACCUCCACCAGUACAUUCUCCUCCUCCGCCAGUUCACUCUCCACCUCCACCAGUACAUUCUCCUCCACCUCCCGUUCACUCUCCACCACCGCCAGUCCACUCCCCACCUCCACCAGUACAUUCUCCUCCACCUCCCGUUCACUCUCCACCACCGCCAGUCCACUCCCCACCUCCACCAGUACAUUCUCCUCCUCCUCCGGUUCACUCUCCACCACCGCCAGUCCACUCCCCACCUCCACCAGUACAUUCUCCUCCUCCUCCGGUUCACUCUCCACCACCGCCAGUCCACUCCCCACCUCCACCAGUACAUUCUCCUCCUCCUCCAGUUCACUCUCCACCACCUCCAGUCCACUCCCCACCUCCACCAGUAAAUUCACCACCACCUCCUGUCCACUCUCCACCACCACCUGUCCACUCUCCACCACCACCAGUUCGCUCUCCUCCACCACCUGUCCACUCCCCACCCCCACCAGUUUUCUCACCUCCACCACCUGUCCACUCUCCACCUCCACCAACUCAGUCACCUCCUCCCCCAGUUCAAUCACCACCUCCAGAAUAUGAGGAAGUCAUUCUUCCCCCUGACUUUGGUUCUUCCUAUGCAUCACCACCUCCACCAAUCAUUGCUGGAUACUAAA